Molecule: messenger RNA, 1755 nt
Organism: Gamsiella multidivaricata
Lineage: Eukaryota; Fungi; Mortierellomycota; Mortierellomycetes; Mortierellales; Mortierellaceae
Product: Metallo-dependent phosphatase-like protein
Exons: 3
Coding region: 1-1755 (584 amino acids)
Biological process (GO): sphingomyelin catabolic process
Molecular function (GO): sphingomyelin phosphodiesterase activity
Source: RefSeq, a predicted model, not a curated record
AUGCGCGUUCGUGUCUCCUCCGUCAUUCUUUCUCUGGUGGUCGCCACUUUGGUUAUUGCCGCCCCAGCUCCUCAUGCCGCCCGCCUUGAGAAGCGUGACGAGGCCGAGGACAAAAUCAGUGAUUUGCUGACCAAAGCGCUCGAGUCUUUGGGAUGUGAUGACUGUCUUGCUGCGUUGGUUGGGGUGAAAGAAUAUGCGAUCUCGGACAAGUCCAGGGUGCUGGAGAUUGUCAAUAAUCUCUGCCCGACCCUGUCCAUGUACCCUACUGAUGUAUGCACUGGUGUGGUCUACAUGCAAGGCCCCGUCCUCCUCGACUCGAUCAUCGCUGCCGACCUCACCUCCGACGACGGUAGAAAACUCUGCUUUCAGGCCGCCGGCGCUUGUCCUGCUCCUGAUAUCGGCGAUACCACCGUUAUCUUCCCAAAGCCCAGGCCCGCUGACCCUGUCGCCCCUCCUCCAAGUGGUACUCAAGUGGAGGUUCUCCACUUCUCCGACUGGCACGUUGACGAGGAAUACGUCCCUGGCACCGAUGCUAUCUGCAACAGACCCAUGUGCUGCCGAAAGUACGACGACUCUCCCUCAAACAUCACACGCGCCGCUGCCUCUUGGGGCGACUACAGCUGUGACGCCCCUGUCAAGCUGGGCCUGGACCUGCUGAGCUAUAUUCCCUCGGUCGCCAAGCCCAGCUUCUCCAUCAUGACCGGUGAUGUCCCUCCACACGAUGUCUGGCUCGAGGACCGAUCCGCCGUCCUCCCCAUAGAGAGACAUGCAUACGCAAAUAUGGAUAAUUUGGGCAUCAAUAUUUAUCCCACUGUCGGAAACCAUGAGUCUGGACCCACGAACCUGUACCCCACCGAGGCCUCUGGCGGAGAUCUCUCCUGGUUAUAUUCCAGCUUGGCCGACAACUGGUCCCGUUGGUUGCCUUCAGAUGCUGUCGACUGGGUUAAGAACUACGGUGCCUAUGCCGCCAGUCCUCAAAAGGGCCUCCGCAUCAUCUCGCUCAACACCAACUUUUGCUACAGAAUGAACUUUUAUCUUUAUGCCGACGUCGAUGAUCACGAUCCCAACGGAAUGAUCAAAUGGUUCAUCAACCAACUCCAGGCCGCUGAAGACGCAGGCGAACGCGUUUGGAUUAUUGCACACUUCAACCCCUCCCAGAUAAAUUGCCUCCAGAACUGGUCUGCACAGUACUACGAGAUCGUUCAACGCUACUCUCCACAUGUCAUUGCUGAGCAGUUCUUUGGGCAUACCCAUUACGAUGAGCUUUCGAUCUACUACCAGCCUGGCAUCAAGGACGCCCAGAACGCUAUCUCGACUGCAUGGACUGGACCCUCUGUCACUCCUCACUCGAAUUUGAAUCCCGGUUUCCGCAUCUACCAGGUCGACACCGGCAACUGGAACGUUUAUGAUUCCCUGACCUACAUCGCCGACCUCUCGCAAGCCACUACCUGGGAUGCCACGGGUGCAACACCUAACUGGCACCUGGAAUACUCGGCACGUCAGGCCUAUGGUUCCUAUGUGCCCAUUGCAGACGACGCCCCCCUGAGCGCCUCAUGGUGGCACGAUGUCACUGUCGCGUUCGAGUCCGACAGUGCCGCCUUCCAGCAGUACUGGACAUAUCGCGGCAAGUCUGCUAACAGGAUUGGCGCCUGCGCUGCCAACACAACAUGUCCUGCUCAGACGAUUUGCAAUAUGCGUGCCGGAAUGAGCUCGGAACUUUGCUCGAAGAUCACAUUCUCGCUCACGAAGGAAUGA